AUGGAGUACCCCCCCCCCCCCCAUCCCAUUCCAAUCUUAUGUACGCGUGUGUUCGUUCAAGCUGAGUUCCUUACCAGCGCUAUGACAAAAGAUGGCCGCCGCCAGGACCGCCAGGACCUCCCUGAUGUCCACCGGGGCCACCAGGACCGCCGGGACCGCCGUGAUGGCCACCAGGACCUCCUUGGGGACCUCCGAAACCCCCAGGGCCACCCUGAGGGCCUCCAAAUCCAGGGCCACCAGGGCCGCCGUGAGGACCGCCGUGAUGGCCACCGGGGCCGCCUUGGGGACUUCCAAUUCCUGGGCCACCAGGGCCGCCGUGGGGACCACCCAAACCCCCCAGGGCCACCCUGA
Penicillium waksmanii is the source of this 351-nucleotide messenger RNA. RefSeq lists its product as uncharacterized. NCBI's taxonomy places the organism in Eukaryota, Fungi, Ascomycota, Eurotiomycetes, Eurotiales, Aspergillaceae. The coding region runs from base 1 to 351 and encodes 116 amino acids. The transcript has 2 exons. The record is from RefSeq and is a predicted model, not a curated record.